AUGCUCUCUGGUCUUGCCUUUGGGCCCGUCUGGGGGGUUGUCUACGCCUCUAUCGGGGCAAUAAUCGGCGUCUCAUGCGCCUUUCUGGUUGCCCGUUACGUCGCUCGCGGUAUGGUGGAGGGGUGGGUCAAAGGUAACACGCAGUUUCGACGGAUCGAUGAGGGGGUGCACAGGCAGGGCUGGCGGAUGCUGAUGGUUACUCGGCUCGUCCACUCUUUCCGUUUAACUUGCAGAACUACGCUUAUGGGCUCACGAAGAUACGAUUUGCCACUACUUUUUUGUCUCAUGGAUCUGCAUGUUGCCCGGCACCGCUGCCUACGUCCAGUUGGGGGCCGCGGUGAACGUCGGUGA
Geodia barretti is the source of this 351-nucleotide messenger RNA. The record is from the annotation of a GenBank genome assembly. NCBI's taxonomy places the organism in Eukaryota, Metazoa, Porifera, Demospongiae, Tetractinellida, Geodiidae.